Messenger RNA from Hippopotamus amphibius kiboko, 3296 nucleotides. RefSeq names its product glycoprotein M6B (gene GPM6B). The transcript has 9 exons. The record is from RefSeq and is a predicted model, not a curated record. Gene Ontology annotation, biological process: axon development; central nervous system myelination. Gene Ontology annotation, cellular component: myelin sheath; plasma membrane. Gene Ontology annotation, molecular function: structural constituent of myelin sheath. Lineage: Eukaryota; Metazoa; Chordata; Mammalia; Artiodactyla; Hippopotamidae. Bases 374 to 1483 code for a protein of 369 amino acids.
AGGGAGCCGGAGCGCGCGGCGCGUAGGCGAGCCAGAGGCGCAGCCCGGUCGGUCCGGGCGGGGGUGGGGGUGGGGGCCCCCCUGGGAGCCGCAUGGGGACGCGGGCACGGGUGGCGGUUUUAUAACCGGGAUCCUCCGUGACGUAUGGCUGCCGGCUCCUUGGCAGCUGUCUUUCUGGACCAGUAGGCAGAGGGGGAUUGACGCCGACGAGACUUCUGCAUCUUGGAAGGGACUGUAAUCUUCUGUGGUGAAGAACAGAAGCUCUCAAUCACGCGGGUGUAAAUAAGAGCCGGAGGGGAGCCCAAAAGAAAAGGAAGAGGAGGGGGAAAAGUGUGUGUUGGGGGGAGCGGGCAAAGCAUUUUUGGUGGAUGGUAUGAAGCCAGCCAUGGAAACUGCAGCCGAGGAAAAUACUGAACAAAGCCAAGAGAGAAAAGAGAAGGUUGUAGGUGCAGUUUUUUCCUGUGAGAAUCUGCCAAGGAGGACAUUUGAAGAGAGGGUGUCUGGGGACGAGGCUGUAGAGAAAAGCAGGGCCGGCCAGAUGGUGCUGUACAUAUGUGUGAACAGCAGAGCUGAAAUGGAAAUUGGCAGGUACCACUGGAUGUACCCAGGCUCAAAGAACCACCAGUACCGUCCCGUGCCAACCCUGGGGGACAGGGCUAGCCCCUUGAGCAGUCCAGGCUGCUUCGAAUGCUGCAUCAAGUGUCUGGGAGGAGUCCCCUACGCCUCCCUGGUGGCCACCAUCCUCUGCUUCUCCGGGGUCGCCUUGUUCUGCGGCUGCGGGCACGUGGCUCUCGCGGGCACCGUGGCCAUCCUAGAGCAACACUUCUCCACCAACACCAGUGACCACGCCCUGCUGAGCGAGGUAAUUCAACUGAUGCAGUAUGUCAUCUAUGGAAUCGCGUCCUUUUUCUUCUUGUACGGGAUCAUCCUGUUGGCAGAAGGCUUCUACACCACGAGCGCUGUGAAAGAACUGCACGGGGAGUUUAAAACGACCGCCUGUGGCCGCUGCAUCAGUGGGAUGUUCGUCUUCCUCACCUACGUGCUGGGAGUGGCCUGGCUGGGCGUGUUUGGUUUCUCUGCGGUGCCCGUGUUUAUGUUCUACAACAUAUGGUCUACUUGUGAAGUCAUCAAGUCCCCCCAGACCAACGGGACAGCCGGGGUGGAGCAGAUCUGCGUGGACAUCCGGCAAUACGGUAUCAUUCCUUGGAAUGCUUUCCCAGGAAGAAUAUGCGGCUCGGCCCUGGAGAACAUCUGCAACACGAAUGAGUUCUACAUGUCCUAUCACCUGUUCAUCGUGGCUUGUGCGGGAGCUGGCGCCACCGUCAUUGCCCUGAUCCACUUCCUCAUGAUACUGUCUUCUAACUGGGCUUACUUAAAGGAUGCAAGCAAAAUGCAGGCUUACCAGGAUAUCAAAGCAAAGGAAGAACAGGAACUGCAAGAUAUCCAGUCUCGGUCAAAAGAACAACUCAAUUCUUACACAUAAACGUUUGCCAGAGGGUCUCAGCCGACGAAUUUACAGCUCUGACAAAUCAUCAGACAGCUGCUCUGCAGUACAGACGUGUACCCCACCAAACAAACUCAUGUAGACGUCCAAACACUUCACUGUCUCAAGCUGCUGGGAUGUAUUUCUAGGAAAACCUUCCAGUGGGUAAAUCGUUUUCUUUAGAACAGAUAUUGGAGGUUUCACGAGAGCCAUUUUAAAAGGCAACACUUUGACAAAAUGAUUGUUCAUCCCUUUGAAAUCUGUGGCAUAUUCACAAUCCUACCAAGACAGGCUGUGAGACUACAACAUACCCCUUGAUAGGGACCGUGCCAUACCAGCGUCAGGGGGUGUGACCACAAGUUCACUUGUGCCAUCUGUUCUCAAAUAAAUGUCUCCAAAUAGGGACUAAAAUGAAAUUGAUGUGGCGUUCCAUUUCUGACAGCUGACAUUUAUGAAACUGUUGGCUCAAAGAUAGUGAUUCUCACAAUUGACCUUUUUUUAAAAAAUUAGCUGACCUCCCCACCCCUGAGUCUAGGACAUAUUAAUUUCCUGAUCCAAUCAGAAAUCUUUUCCAAGAAUGCUAAAAUGAACGCGUUAUAAUAAUCCUGCUACAUGGAAGAAGCAUGGAAGAAGCUAAAUUCUGACUAACAAGCUUUUCUGGAAUCAAUGUUAUAAUAAUUUUAAUAAAGCGACCCAGUUGUCAUCCUUGAGAAAUAAAUGUCAGCUCUGCCUUAAUGAGUAUUUGCUUUCAAUUGCUAAAGUUACAACAGGUGACCACCCCAAAUCCUUCAUAGAAUUUUGUUCCACAAAUGUUUUUCUUAAUUAAAAAGUGUUACCUUAUUAAAAUGACCACCACUCAAAACCAUUUUUACGUGGUCUGAAUAGUGAGUUUACAGUUUCAUACCAACUAUCGAAAACCUAAUUACCAACAGACCACAGACCGCCUACUUUUAUAGACUUGAAUACUGAAGUAACUUCAAUUAGGGUUGGUAUUUCACUUUUUCUUAGCUUCCUGGAAUAUUCAAUGUUCAGUAAAAAACAACAACAAAAAAACAAAAAAACCCAACUGCUUGAGUUUAAGCCAUCUUCAACAGAAACUUGCCUUCUAAAUCAUUGUGUUUCAGAACAUUAAGUGACUGUAGGUAUCGGGUAUUAGUGAUGGUAACCUUUGUGUUGUUCUUUAUGAAAUGAUACACGUAACUGUUGGGUGCAUCAGUGCUUUUUAAAGGGGGCUGCAUAAUAGCGGGUUAACUAUGUAUAUUCAUGUUAAGAAUUACCUUGGGGUCUGGCUGUUUCCUGGAUUUUAAAACAUAUCCUUGUGCAGAAAUGUGUUAAAAUGAAAGGAAGCAUACCUUUAUCAGAUGCUAUUAAAAUCUGAACAAGUAUUUCAUUUGGAUUCUUUUUGUUGGUGGUGUUAAUGCCUAAAAAUGCCUAUUUGGAUUUUGACUAUUUUUUUUUUUUUAAUUGGGAGACUUUCUCUUCUGCGUAGAACAGUUGUUCCAGAAUAGCUUGGUGUUUUGUUUUCCUCUUGCAUGACAGACAGAUAUUUUUUCCAGCAGUGGAGGUGCUGUUUGAGUCCAGUGUUCUAGAGGAGGCAGUGUCUAAAGCCUAAUUUUACUUUUCUAAUUCUGGUAGCUAUUGCCAGGAAUUUUUGAAAGUUUUCUUUAAGUAGUCUAAUAUUUUUUAUGUAAAGAGCAUUAAAUUUUGCUAUGUAUAAAUUUUUGUAACCUAACAGUGAAUCAAUAUUUUCUAUCAGUGCCAAGGGCUUCCUGUAGUUCUAUUCAAGUGUUACAAUAAAUAUUUGUAGAUAAUA